CGUAGUUCGAAAACAUUUUUUUCUGUGAAAACUGAAAAUUAAGUUUUAAAAAAAUUGCAAAUUUUACUAUUUUAUAUCAUUCACUCAACGCUUGAUAGAAUUGUACGUAUUUCAUAGCUAUACUGGCACGGAAAAAAGUGCUCUCUGCAGCAAGUAAAGCGGUUUGUGAUAAGACUCAUACGCCUUCUGAAAUGAGCUCCUUUUUUAGGUCUAUUCAACUAUAUCACAUGUUUACAAGUCACGUUAAUCAAUUCAAAAACAUGCACGCAAUAGUAAGCUAUUGAUAGUUAAUUUCUUAAAAAAUCUUUGGAUUGUACGAAAUUGUGAUAAUAAUACAUUCAGUUAUAAUUUGCCUGGAGAUGUGAAUUGACGUGCCCUCUUACAUAAUACAGUAAAUGAUAGUGUAUUUACUCGAAGUUUCCAAAAAUAAGUAGCAUCGUUCAUUGAUUUAAUUUAUAUCUGUGUAUUUAAUUUAGUUUUAUUAAUCAAUGUUAAUAGUUCACAUAAUAAUAUUACAUCUAUUCAUAAGUGCAUAUAAUUGAUUAUUAGACAAAUAUUGCACUUACUCAAGAUGAAUCCAUUCUUACACAUGAAUAAUUCGAACGAAGAUUUGAAUUCGGGAUCGGAUUCUAGCGAUGGCUAUGUGACCUAUGGUUCAUUUGAUACGUGUAAUUCAUUGUCAAAUGAAGUACAUCUGAAUUCAUGUACCGAAAAUGAAAAUAGCACGAAGAAUCUCCGCAGCAAAAUUGAAAGUGAAAACAGAGACGAAAAUAGUGAAGCGAUUUCGGAAAUUGAUAAUGCAAGUAGAGAAUGGAAGCGGAAAAAUAAACUAUGGAAUUUACUAAAAAUAGCACUGCUAACUUUGAUUUGGAUAAUAUCUACCAUACUUUUGAUGUCAACGGACGAAAAAGUGCUCACAUAUCAUCAGCUAGUGAUCCCAUUUGGCCAAUGUAAAAGCUACACGCUUGAUGAGUUACCAUUGAAAUCAAGGUUUGGUGUUAUUUUGCGCGGUGCAUUUGCCGAUGAAGCUAGCACAACACGCAACUUUUUGUAUAUACAAUUUCAGCAGCCAAUAGUACAAUCGGAAGAAAGUAAUAAGAAUACAAGUAUUCCGUCUGUGCUUUAUAAUAGUGAGGUUGUAAAAAUUCCCAUAAUUGAUAAUAUCAGUCAAAUCGAUACGACAAAACAAAUCCAGAAAAGUCAUACGUUCUAUUUGGAAUCGAAUUUCUUCGAAAAUAUCAGAGAGAAUGUUACAAAUUUGGAGGUUCAAAUCACCACGAAUUUACCAAUUAGCUUUCCCAUCAAUUUUGCUUAUGAUCCAUCGCCAAUUGACAAAUCGAUCGGAGUCAUAUAUGCAACGGUUAUAUUGAUUGGUUUGUACAUAAUGAUUAUUUGGGAGCUUAUUGAUCGAACAUUUGCGGCAAUGAUUGCUUCAAUCGUUUCAAUGGCCGUUUUAACACUGAUGAACGAACGUCCGACAAUGUCAGAGAUUAUAGCUUGGAUCGAUGCAGAAACUUUAUUAUUGUUAUUUGGAAUGAUGAUUUUGGUUGGAAUUUUAUCGGAAACCGGCGUUUUUGAUUAUUUGGCUGUUUGCGCUUUCAAGAUUGCAAGAGGCAAAAUUUGGCCUCUCAUCUACUGCUUAUGCCUGUUUACUGCAUUUUUAUCGGCGAUGUUGGACAAUGUGGCUACGUUAUUGUUAAUGACACCCAUCUCAAUUCGUCUGUGUGAAGUGAUGCAACUGAAUCCGAUACCAAUUUUAUGUGCAAUGAUUAUUUUCUCAAAUAUCGGAGGUUCAAUGACACCAAUUGGUGACCCCCCAAAUAUAAUCAUCGCAACAAAUGACCAUGUCGUUAACAGUGGUGUUGAUUUUUUGACAUUUUCCAUUCAUAUGUCGAUUGGAGCGAUUUUAGUUAUUUUCCAAACAUAUUUACAAUUGCGUUGUAAAUUUAUGACGGUCAGCGAUUUACUCGUCAACGAUCGGGAUGACCUUCAGAAAUUGCAUAUUGAUAAUGAAGCGCAAUCAUCUGAAACGAAAAACGUACUUCCUAUAAAUAGUUUCAUUUCGAAGGAAACAUACGAAGAAACAUUGAAGGAACUUCAGCAGAAAUUUCCCAUUCGCAAUCGGCCGCUAUUGAUAAAAUCAGUUGUUGCACUUGGAUUCGUUCUAAGUUGUUUUUUUCUUCAUUCACUUCCGUACAUUGGACGAUUAUCGCUCGGCUGGACCACUUUGCUUGGCGUGAUAUUAUUAUUAAUCUUAUACGACCGUCGAGAUAUUGAGUCUGCUUUGGAACGCGUUGAGUGGUCAACAUUGAUAUUUUUCGGUGUUUUGUUUGUGUUGAUGGAGUCAUUAGAAAAACUUGGUUUCAUCGACUUCAUUGGAAAUCAAGUUAAAAAUCUCGUUCUAUCAGUAGAUGCUGAAUCUCGGUUGGCAAUUUCAAUUCUUAUCAUAUUAUGGGUGUCGGCCAUUGCUUCAGCUUUUAUUGAUAAUAUACCACUAACGACAAUGAUGAUUCGAAUCACUAUAUCAUUGGCAGAGACGAAAUCAAUUAAUCUACCGUUGCAACCGUUAAUAUGGGCAUUGUCGUUUGGUGCUUGUUUGGGAGGAAAUGGAACGCUGAUCGGCGCUUCAGCAAACAUUGUUGCAGCUAGUGUCGCCGAACAAAAUGGUUAUCGCAUCACAUUUAUGAAUUAUUUCAAGAUUGGAUUCCCCGUUAUGAUCAUGAGCAUAUGUGUAAUAAGUGGAUAUUUGCUAGUAUCGCACGUCGUUUUCUCAUGGCAUUGAUGACCCUCAAUAUGUAAUUGUUUUGAAUAAAGAGACAUUAUUUCACGGAUAUUUUAGAAAAAAGAUAUUUUUGUUCCAAUUUUAUACACGUAAAUUUAAGAAGGUAUUUUUUCAUUACAAUUUCAUAAUAGGUGAUAAAUUCAGGUGCAAG
This is a messenger RNA of Contarinia nasturtii (swede midge), 2933 nucleotides long. Its product is annotated as P protein-like. Gene Ontology annotation, biological process: transmembrane transport. The transcript has 15 exons. Lineage: Eukaryota; Metazoa; Arthropoda; Insecta; Diptera; Cecidomyiidae. Gene Ontology annotation, cellular component: membrane. The record is from RefSeq and is a predicted model, not a curated record. The coding region runs from base 572 to 2782 and encodes 736 amino acids.